UCUGAAAUAUUCGGGUCGACAGAUAUAUUAUUAUCAGUUAAUAAUCUUGUUUGAGCUUUUUAAUGAGACAACAGAACCAUGUUUCACUAUAUAUUUACGUGGCCUUCAUUUCAUGAAUUGAAAAUAUAUAUUAUCUCUAUACACAUGAAAAAUUAUUACUCCACCGGCUAAUACUCACUUCUAUGGAAUCAAGACCGGAAACUGUAAGCAGAAACUGUAAUAAUGGAAGCUGUGACAUUAUUAGUUGGUUCGAAGAAGUAUCGGAAAAUGCGGGGCGAGUACAAACGGAGACUCUUGGCCGGAUUCUUGAACAGAACUACGGUGUAGAAUAUCUAAAGAAAUGGUUCGGAGAUAUAAAAAUUCAAGAAAUGGAAGCAAGUGAAUUAGAAUGUUUGUACACUUCUCUGGUUCCUCUUGCUUCUCAUGCAGAUUUAGAUCCUUAUAUUCAAAGAAUUGCAGAUGGAGACAUUACUCCUUUACUCACUCAACACCCUAUAACUACUCUUUCUUUAAGCUCCGGUACCACAGAAGGAAGACAGAAAUUUGUUCCUUUCACUCACCACAGCUCUCAAACUACUCUUCAAAUUUUUAGUUUAGCAGCUGCUUAUAGAUCAAGAGUUUAUCCAAUAAAAGAAGGAGGGAAGAUCCUAGAAUUAAUAUACAGCAGCAAACAGUUAAAAUCAAAAGGAGGAUUAACACUCGGAACAGCAACAACUCAUUAUUACGCAAGUAAAGAGUUUAAGAUGAAGCAAGAAAAAAUCAAAUCCUUUACAUGUAGUCCACCGGAAGUAAUAUUUUCGGAUGGCGAUUACAAGCAAAUCACAUACUGUCAUCUUCUACUCGGCCUCUAUUUCUCCGAAGAAGUCGAGUUCAUAACCUCAACUUUCGCGUACAGCAUUGUCCAAGCGUUCACAUCAUUCGAAGAUUACUGGAAAGAGAUUUGUAACGACAUUAAAGAAGCAACUUUAAGUUCAAGAAUUACUUCUCCGAAUUUACGGAAAGCCGUCUUGGAUAUAAUUACAUGUACGAAUCGAUGUUUAGCUUCAAGAAUCGAAGAAAACUGCAAGAAUCUCGAGAGUGAAGAUUGGUUUGGUUUGAUUCGAAAGCUGUGGCCUAAUGCGAAGUAUGUGUACUCAAUUAUGACCGGUUCGAUGCAGCCAUACUUGAAAAAACUAAGGCAUUAUGGUUCCGGGUUACCGUUAGUGAGCGCUGACUAUGGAUCGACGGAGAGUUGGAUUGGAGUUAAUGUGGAUCCUUGUUUGGCUCCGGAGAAUGUUACUUUUGCAGUGAUACCAACUUUUUCUUACUUUGAAUUUAUUCCACUUUACAGACAAAAUAAAGAUUGUAGUUACGCCAUUGAUGAUUUUGUUGAAGAUGAGGCGGUUCCACUUGCUAAGGUCAAGGUUGGUCAGGAGUAUGAGAUUGUUGUCACUACUUUUACAGGAUUGUAUAGAUACAGACUAGGUGAUGUAGUAGAAGUGGCCGGUUUCCACAAAAAUACCCCAAAAUUAAACUUCAUAUGCAGAAGAAAGCUAAUUCUAACAGUAAACAUUGACAAAAACACAGAAAAAGACCUUCAACUAGUAGUAGAAAAAGGGUCUCAGCUACUCAGCAAGAACACCAAAGCAGAGCUCAUAGAUUUCACCAGCCAUGCAAAUGUACUGAGUCAACCCGGUCACUACAUAAUUUACUGGGAAAUCAAAGGAGAAGUUGUAGAAGAAGUUCUUGAAGAAUGCUGCACAGAAAUGGACGAAUCGUUCGUCGAUCAUGGCUAUGUUGUUUCGAGAAAAGCUCAUUCAAUCGGACCGCUCGAGCUUUGUAUUGUGGAGAAGGGAACUUUCAAGAAAAUAUUGGACCAUUUUAUCGGAAAUGGAGCUGCAUUGAGCCAGUUUAAGACUCCUAGAUGCACUAGUAAUCAGUUUCUUUUGAGAAUUCUUGAUGUGUCUACUAUUAGAAGGUUUCAUAGUACUGCUUAUGCCUAAUAAUUACAUGCAUAAUUUACUAGCGGGGUUGGGAUAGAGCGGCUAGAGCUCAUUUACUUUUAGCUAAAGUCUCGUUUUCGAGCUCCUAAUAUGAAGCGGUUUGGAAAAAUGUAUCGCUCUAACGAGUACUAUUCAGUUCGGUCCGAAUUAAUCAUAAUAGUGGCUCCCGAUACUCUCGAUCGAGCUCAGCGUACUCAUUCAAUUUUAGGUUUAAAAGAAAAUUUUACACCUCAACUUUAUCCUUGUAAACAAUUAAUAAGAGAGUAAUUUUUAUUUCUCUUGCAUGUGACAACAAAUUUAGCUUUUUCUUACUCA
Mercurialis annua (annual mercury) is the source of this 2297-nucleotide messenger RNA. Its product is annotated as indole-3-acetic acid-amido synthetase GH3.10. The coding region runs from base 183 to 1982 and encodes 599 amino acids. The transcript has 4 exons. The record is from RefSeq and is a predicted model, not a curated record. NCBI's taxonomy places the organism in Eukaryota, Viridiplantae, Streptophyta, Magnoliopsida, Malpighiales, Euphorbiaceae. Gene Ontology annotation, cellular component: cytoplasm. Gene Ontology annotation, molecular function: acid-amino acid ligase activity.